UCCAUAUACAACAGACCAAUUUCAUACCAUUACGCAUCAAUUCGAUAGCUAUACACGCAAACUUAAUACAUCUGAAAGAAACACACACAGCUUAUACCUUAGACGAGAGAACUAUACCUUUGCAAUCCCAAAAUGAAGCCUGCUCAAUAAAAGUGCAAACAAACGGGUUUUCAAAGCAAAAAGUGGAUAACAUCCAUCAUUACUAUACUCUACUACAUCAAUGGAGCAAAAUGGGUCAAAGCCGGUGGAAGAAGUUGAAGAAAAAAACACAACCCCACCUUCAAUGUCCAUAGAUGAUAUGAUUGAACAAAGUGUUGGACGCCUUAAUGUGACUCAAAUCUUACAAGUCCUCCUUACAACGCUAGCACCACUAUUUGACAGCCAACAAACCUACAUCAGUAUCUUUGCUCAUGCUCAACCAACAUGGCAUUGCACAAGUAGUAAUACUAAUAGCAAAAUCUCAUGCAGUUCCAGUAAUAACUCCAACAUAUGUCGCCUCUCCAAGAGCGACUGGGCUUGGGAUUAUCCCAACGUGCACACUUCGAUCAUAUCCGAGUGGGAUCUCGAAUGUGCUAGUUCCUUCAUCACCGGCUUCCCAACCACUUGCUACUUUGUAGGCUGCUUAUUAGGUGGGUUAGUUCUAGCCACAUUGGGUGAUUCAUCACUUGGGCGAAAGAAUCUCCUAUGUGUUUCACUACUUGUUAUGUCCCUUGCCGCACUUGCUUCUUCAUUUUCUCCAAAUUUUUGGGUGUAUUCAAUAUUUCGUUUCGUGAGUGGGGCUGGUCGUGCACCAGUUGCCAUCACUGCACUAGUUUUGCAGACAGAAAAAACUUGCAAAAGAUGGCGGUCACGACUUAUUAUGAUGGGGUUCAUCAAUUUCUCACUGGGAAUACUCCUAUUAACUGCUAUUGCAUAUCUAACCAAGGAUUCUUCAUGGAGAAACUUAUAUCUAUGGACUUCAAUUCCAGGAAUUGCAUGCUCACUACUAUGUUAUUUCUUCCUCUUAGAGUCUCCAAGAUGGUUGUUCAUGCAAGGGCGAACCGAGGAUUCCAUAGCCAUCUUAAGAAAACUAGGAUCAACUACUAGCGUAGUUUACUCAACCUUGACAAUAAACAACAUGGGUGCUUUACAAAAGGGGCCAAAGGAGACUAGUUCUUUUGCAUCCCUCAAGAUACUAAUCAAUGAAAAAUGGGCUGUCAAAAGAUUAUUAGCAUCCAUGCUUUUAGCUUUUGGCAUUGGUCUUAUGUACUUUGGCAUGUUUUUAGGUGUUGGAAACUUAGGUUUUAAUAUCUACUUGACCGCAGCAUUAAGUGCAUUAUUGUCUUUACUAUCUUAUCUACUAACAUUCCUCUACUGGAUUCCAAGAUGCAACAGAAGGAUAUCAAUGCUCGGCUUCUGCGUGAUUAGUGGAGCAACAAGUAUUAUUUUUUCUGUGUUAGGAAAACAUAGUUAUCAAGGGUUGAUUAUCAGCUUGGAGGUGGUGUCUUUAUUUUGCGCUUGCAUGGCGUACAAUUUAGUAUUGAUGUAUACAGUGGAGCUCUUUCCUACUUGUGUUCGAAAUUCGGCCUCAUCACUUGUGAGGCAGGCAAUGAUCUUUGGCUCGGUUUUUGACCCGGUGUUGAUUCUAAUCGGGAGGAAAAACAAGAUAUAUAGCUAUGGGGUGUUUGGAAUUACAGUUCUUGUUUGUGGGUUUUUGGUUCUUUGCUUGCCUGAGACGAGAGGUAAGGUGCUAUGUGAUACCAUGGAGGAACAAGAACUUAGAGAUAAUAAGAGUAGCUCAAUUAUUUGAUCUUUACUUGAAAUGUAUUAAUGAAACCACAUUUAUUAUUAAUUACAACAAUUUGGUGAUAGAUAUAAGGCAU
Beta vulgaris subsp. vulgaris (sugar beet) is the source of this 1862-nucleotide messenger RNA. Its product is annotated as organic cation/carnitine transporter 2. The transcript has 2 exons. The record is from RefSeq and is a predicted model, not a curated record. Lineage: Eukaryota; Viridiplantae; Streptophyta; Magnoliopsida; Caryophyllales; Amaranthaceae. The coding region runs from base 221 to 1789 and encodes 522 amino acids. Gene Ontology annotation, biological process: transmembrane transport. Gene Ontology annotation, cellular component: membrane. Gene Ontology annotation, molecular function: transmembrane transporter activity.